Molecule: messenger RNA, 2285 nt
Organism: Anguilla rostrata (American eel)
Lineage: Eukaryota; Metazoa; Chordata; Actinopteri; Anguilliformes; Anguillidae
Gene: ankrd52b
Product: ankyrin repeat domain 52b
Exons: 6
Coding region: 458-994 (178 amino acids)
Molecular function (GO): protein binding
Source: RefSeq, a predicted model, not a curated record
ACUGUGUCCUAUGAGUAACUAUGCUCCAUGAGUAACUCUGUGCUGUGACUGUGUUCUGUGAGCAACUGUGCUCUGUGAGCAGCUCUGUGCCGUAACUCUGUGUUCUCUGUGUAACUCUGUCCUGUGCUGUGUGCCAUUCAGCUGUUUCUGUUGAAAUUGACUUGAUGGUUUGCGCCGUGAACCUUGGUCCUCUUAGAGAUGCACCGUAUAGCAGAGAUGUUGUAGUUGUGUGAGGUACACACUCUCUCUGUCUCUGUGUAACAGGAUUAAUGGCCAUAGUGGGGCAGCAGAGCUGCUGCUGGAGUUGGGGGGCUCUCCACUGCUGAGCAUCAGAGACGCUAAGGGGAGGACGCCGCUGCACGCCGCCGCCUUCGCCGGGAACGCCACCGGGCUGCAGCUGGUGCUCAGGCAGGGGUCGGAGGUCAACGCCGUGGACCUCGCCGGACGCUCCGCCCUCAUGGUCGCGGCGGACCGCGGGCAGACCGCUGGCGUGGAUAUGCUGCUGCACAGAGGAAAGGCCGACCUGACGCUGCUGGAUGUGAACAACAACACAGCCCUGCACCUGGCCUGCAACAAGGGUCAUGAGAUGUGUGCCCUGCUUAUUCUGGAUGAGAUUGAAGACCUGUCACUCAUCAAUGCCACAAACAGUGCUCUGCAAAUGCCCCUGCACAUGGCGGCCAGGAAGGGCCUGGCCACGGUGGUGCAGGUGCUGCUGAGCCGCGGUGCCACAGUGCUGGCUGUGGAUGAGAAGGGCCACACCCCUGCCCUGGCCUGUGCGCCCAAUCAGGACGUGGCAGACUGCCUGGCCCUCAUCCUCUCCACCAUGAGGCCUUUUCCUCCCAAAGAGCCCGCUGGCGCCCCCUUCAGCCUGGGCCUGCUGAAGCCCUGCGGCAUCGCGGCCGGCUGCGGGCCCCUGCCCAACGGCGCCCUGGGCCACGCCUACGCCAAGGACCGGCCCGGCGCCGUCGGCCUGGACGGCUGCUUCUCCGAGUGACCCCGCCCCUCGUUCGCACGCGGCCGUGAGCGGGAAGUCGUACGUGUUCGCGUGCGUCCGAGUAUCUCUCAAAGGUGCAGUCAAACCCAUAUGCAGUUAUGAGCCUCUCCUCCUCGUACACGAGCUCUCUCUUCCACCUCCGCGUGCUCCGCCCACCGAGCGCAGCCCUAGGAGAAGCUCCGCCCAUCGAGCGCAGCCAUGCGCAGCCCUGGGAGAAGCUGCUCCUCAGGCCUUCAACACUAUUCACCAAAAUUCAUUCCGUCCCUCAGCAGUUUGGUUUGUAGCUUUUCAUUUGGUUAUAGGGCCUUAGCUAUUUAUUUUUAACUUGUAGAAUUAAAAAAUAAAUAGAAUAGAAUGUCAGAGGAAAACUAUAUCUGUAAAUGCACCUUGUGUAUUUUAAACCUGGAAAAGCAAUGAGCACUAAAUGGAAAAGUAAACACGAGGGGCAGAGGUAGCAAGCCCAGGUGCAGUAGCACUGUAAGCACACCGGGGGCAUCGCUGAGACGGAUCCAAGCAGGCCGUGUGGUUGAAAGGAAGGCCAGUGCCUCGGAGGGCAGAGAUGGAGAGAGCUGUGGCUGAAAUGGGUUUGACUGUACCGCAGAGGGAAGGGGUGCAGAGAAACCCUCAUUUUAAGUACAGGUAACACCCUCAGAAACACGCCUAACAGCUUGAGCGACGUGAACUAAAGAAACCAUUUCUUAUCGGUAAUAAGCAAUCUGAUUGUAUUGAGCAGUUAUGAGAUUAGGAGAUAACGGAUGAUUUAUAUGCUAAAUGUACAGUUUUUUUGUGUUUAUGUGGGGCUCCAAUUUUGCACAAUGUCAGGGAAAAACAAUCAGAAACAAAAAGGAAAAAAAAAACUACAAUUCUGCCAAUGAGCUGUUGUUUAUCAAGCAUUUAUGGAAGGGAGGGGUAAGCCUGAAAGAUGCAAUGGCGGCUUCCCCCUCCCUCCCUGUUAACCCUGCAGAGAAGCAGGGGAUUGUGGGUAGGGAGGACUGCGCUCCAAUACCUCUCAGAUUACAUGGCAGGUGAAAUCGCCUUGAUUUUCCUGCUCACUCCUGGAGCUCAGCCAAGGUUAUGGAUGAAGGAGGGUUUUCUUUUUUUCUUUUUUUAUUUAUUUUGCAGCGUAUGUGUUUUUAUGACACUUUCAGUUUUGUUUUUUUUUACAGCUUUGUGCCUAUGAAAUACCGCUAAUUUUGGGGAGGAACACCCUAUCGCCCCUUGCACACACAGACACCACCUUGAUUCCUUUUGAAAGGGUGAUUCUUCUUUUUUUUUCUUUUUUUUUUUUUUU